Molecule: messenger RNA, 2346 nt
Organism: Salvelinus namaycush (lake trout)
Lineage: Eukaryota; Metazoa; Chordata; Actinopteri; Salmoniformes; Salmonidae
Product: testis-expressed protein 10 homolog
Exons: 3
Coding region: 1096-1806 (236 amino acids)
Source: RefSeq, a predicted model, not a curated record
CCAGGGACUGUUGUGACGCCUCUUGUACUGAGAUUAGUCUGGACAAUAGAACGAGUCAAAAUUCACCCAAGGCUGAAAAUGGCAAAAGAACGUUGGCUAAGCUGGAACACUUGCGCAAGCCCAUAGCAAAUGAAUGGAAUGGAAUGUUCACAGAGGCUGUUUUGACUGAAGUGAUGCUUAGAAUUCCAUUUUGCCUAAAUGGCACACAAAAAAUUAUCCCUUUUUAUUUUACCACUUAAAUCUAAGGUCUCCAUUGCCAACAAUAGCAAAGCAGGCAUUGUGACAGUACAAUAAACUGGGAUUAGGACGAAACUGAUUCAAGAGAGGAGAUUCAGCCUUACAUAAUUCGAGAGAGGAGAUUCUCAUGAUUAAAAUGGUGUCUGAAUUGGGAAAAAAUCUAAAUAUACACAUUCCGAGAUAUUUGGCGAAAUAUACCAGCAUGCUUCUCCAUAGGAAAACAAUGGGGGGAGCUUGGCGUUCCAAGGGCAAAAGGUAUUUCGGGGAUAGCGUUUAAUGACAACGAGAUACACUGCCCAGCCUUACAUAAUUAGAAAGAGGAGAUUCUCAUGAUUAAAAUGGUGUCCAAUUUAAAAAAAUAUCUAAAUAAACACAUUGCGAGAUAUUUGGCAAAAUAGACAGACAUACUUAUAUUUCCCUAUAGUAAACAAUGGGACGACCUCAGAGUUCCAUGAGUUUUUUUGUUGUUGUUUACAUUUGAACUAUAAACAAUGUGCGCAGGUCUCUAUUGCCAACAAUAGCAAAGCAGGCAUUGUGACAGUACAAUAAACUGGGAUUAGGACGUUCGGAAGGCGAGUUGGUGCCACGGUGUACAAUAGAACUAAUAGGAGCUGGCAGGGUGAACAAUGCCCGAAAAUAAGGCCUAUUUUAUCGUGAUUACUUUAAAACUACGGCAGGCAGCUGGGAUAUAUGGUAAUAUUAUGAAAUUGGGCUCCACCGCAGAUGCAAUUAACUCGUUUCUAUUAGAAAAAAGCAUUGUUAAAAAUGUCAUGUGUCCAGCCUACUGAGAUGCAGUGCCUUAGACCGCUGCGCUACUCGGGAGACACUCCGAUAUGAAUGAUAUUAAUGUUGUGAAAUAUGACCUUUAAAACAGCAGGAAGUGAUCUUAACCACUGUCUGUCCCGCCCACAGGAAGUGUGCCACUGCUUGGAGACGCUGGGGUCUCGUUCACAGUGCUUUGAUGUGCUGCAGAACGGCAUCUGCAAGAACCUGGUGAGAUGGUGUACUUGUGUGUACUCAUUACUGUGUGUGUGUGUGUGUAACUGUGUCUCUCCCUCCCAGACUGGUCUGGCUGUGGUACCAGACAGUAUGGCAGCAGGGUUGUUGAGAGCGGUGGCCAGACUGUUGGACCUGUCCUUCCUCCCCAGUGAACCUCUGCUGAGGUUCCUGUCCCGCUGCUGCCUCAGCCUACUGUCUCUGCUACUGACCCUACAGCAGGACACCGCCUCAGAGAACAACCACAAGAGGGAGGCGGUGUGGGGAGCGUGUGUGGCAGCGCUGAGCAGCAUUCCCCGGCUGUUGCGGUUGGUUCUGCAGUCGUUGCGAGUUAGGGACCUGUGUGAGGAGGAGCUGCCUCAGCUGGCCCAGAUACUGUCCCUGCUGCUGCAGCACACAGCGCUACGCAACCACAUGCUGGCUAACGCAACUCUACUACAACACAUUAUACAGGACCUCACGAGGUACUGUCGAGGUGAGUCCAAGGAGCAGUGGAUGACUGACCUGCUGUACUGCUACAGCGUAACCAUGGCGACUCACCGGGGAAACCUGGGGCUCCGAGACAUCUACUGACCUAGGCCCCAAACCAACCAGACCCUUCUGUACUCUGUCUAACCCACAUGUCAAACUUAUUCCACGGAGGUCAUAGUGUCUGAGGGCUUUCGCUCCACCCUUGUACUUGAUGGAUGAAUUAAGGUCACUAAUGAGUAAGGAACUCCCAUCACCUGAUUGUCUUAAUUGAAAGGAAAAAACAAUAACCUGCAGACACUCGGUCGUCCGUGGAAUGAGUUUGACACCCCUGGUCUAACCCAACAUCCUGUCUUCCCCAUCGGUCUCUGGCCUCCUCAUUCAGCUUUUAUUCCUGGCCCAAAACCAACUGUCUUCUUCAUAUUGCUAAAUAUUGUGGCUGCCACUAGUCCUGGAGAGAUAAAAGGAUGUGCAGGCUUUAGUUACAGUGCAGCACUAACAUACUUGUUUAACUAAUCACCUGAAUCAGUGCUGGGUUGGAACUAAUGCCUGCACACACUGCAUCUCCAAGACCAGGAUUGAAUUAAAGGAUUUCUCAACUGAUUACUGUUUUUAUUACAAAAAGAGAAAAUAAAGCUGGAGUCA